This is a messenger RNA of Silurus meridionalis, 3101 nucleotides long. RefSeq names its product WASP family member 1 (gene wasf1). Gene Ontology annotation, biological process: positive regulation of Arp2/3 complex-mediated actin nucleation; actin cytoskeleton organization. The transcript is spliced from 11 exons. Gene Ontology annotation, cellular component: cytoskeleton. The record is from RefSeq and is a predicted model, not a curated record. The coding region runs from base 374 to 2089 and encodes 571 amino acids. Lineage: Eukaryota; Metazoa; Chordata; Actinopteri; Siluriformes; Siluridae. Gene Ontology annotation, molecular function: actin binding; Arp2/3 complex binding; protein kinase A regulatory subunit binding.
AGUGCAGAGGCUCCAACAAUAGAAAGCAGGCAGAGGUGGUUUCACAUGGAUUAUCAGCAGGAGCUGGGUUCCUUCUCCAGCCCUCGUUUUGCAGACAGGACUUUCUGUUAUCAGCUCGAUUUCUAAUACGGAUAAGAGAUUUGUCCUGUAGGUUGAUCUGAUUUUGGAGGAAUCUUUGGGAUUCUGAUCUGUUCCAUCCUCAAGCUGCAUUUCAGCAAUGAGAAGAAGUCAGUAGAGUGGAGUGGAAUAGGAAUAGGUGGAAGAGAAAAGUGACAGAAUUACAGGAAUACCUACACAACCCAGCAAAGGAUGGAAAAAUAAACCCAGUAUUUGAUAAGUUUGGCAGUCGCAGGUGAUUGUGGAGUGAGUGAAGAUGCCACUGGUGAAGAGGAGCAUCGAGCCGAGGCACUUGUGCCACACGGCUCUGCCCUGUAAUAUUAAAAAUGAGCUGGAGUGUGUCACGAACAUUUCGCUCGCCAACGUUAUACGCCAGCUCAGCAGCCUCAGUAAAUAUGCAGAGGAUUUGUUUGGGGAGCUUUUUAAUGAAGCGCAUGCCUUCUCGUUUCGAGUCAACUCCUUGCAAGAGCGAGUGGACCGUCUGUCUAUUAGCGUGACACAGCUCGACCCUAAAGAGGAGGAGUUAUCUCUUCAGGACAUCACCAUGAGGAAAGCAUUUCGCAGCUCCACCAUUCAGGACCAGCAGCUGUUCGAUCGUGAGUCUCUGCCCAUCCCGAUGCAGGAGACAUACGACCUCUGUGAACAGCCUCCACCACUCAACAUUCUCUCGUCCUAUAGGGAUGAUGGGAAGCAGGCCCUGAAGUUCUACACCAACCCAUCCUACUUCUUCGACCUGUGGCGAGAGAAGAUGCUGCAGGAUACAGAGGACAAGAGGAAGGAAAAAAGAAAGCAGAAGUCCGAACAGCUCGAGGUGCCUUAUCUAACUUUUCUGCAGGGAUUCAUGGGUAGCCCCCAUGAGCCCCUUCCUUUCAUGCCUGAGUUACAGGAUCCUCGCUUGUAUGAUCAGGUCUAUAAGUAUUUAGACCUCCCAGGGCAGCUGAAGAACAUUGAUCGUCCUGCAGAGCCAGAGAAGAUACCACGAGCUCCUCAUGAUCGCAAAAAGGAGUGGCAGAAACUGGCUUUAGGAGCAGAGCUGGCUGUGGAUGACCCUGAAGAUAAACACAAAGACGCUAGCAAUGGCUUGGCACCCUACCAUGACCCCAGGCAAAUGUACAUGGAUCAUCUGGACGGUUCGUUCUCUCUGGCCGCUUUGCCGUACUCUCAGAUGAGUGAUCUGAUCAACCGCACGGGAGAGCGCAUGUACGGCCGACCUCACGAGCCUCCACCGCCUCCACCUUCUCACCCUGCAGACAUCAAGCCUGCCUCUGCCAUCAGCUCCAGUUCAGGUUUCUCCGAUAGUCGUCCUCAGUCUCCGGCUCGCACUCCUGUCUUCUUGAACCCCAAUGCUCCACCCCCUCCUCCUCCCCACUUCCCCACCCCUCCUCUCCCAUCCACCACAUCAGGUUCGAGCAUGCGCAGCACACCGCCACCCCCCAUCCCACCAUUACCUCAGCAACCCCUCGCCAUCCCCCCUGCUCCUGCACCCCUUCAAAUUGCCCCUGGUGUAUUACACCCUGCCGCUCCUCCCGUGGCUCCACCUCUUCAUUCAUCUCCAGCCCGUCUACAGCAGGAUAAAGUCUUGCUCCCUGGAAUGGGAGACGGCGCCGUCUUACCUCCUCCUCCCCCACCGCCUCCUUUGCCCCACCCAGGGGCUCGGAGCUCCCCUACAUGUCAGCCUCCGGGUCCGCCCCCUGUGCCUUCAUUUCCUGUUUCAUCUCCGUCCACUCACUCGGGUCACGAGGUCAAGAGACAUCCGUCAAACCUGCCUCCGAUCAGCGACGCUCGCAGUGUCCUAUUAGAAGCCAUUCGUAAAGGUAUCCAGCUAAGGAAGGUCGAGGAGCAAAGGGAACAAGAGGCCAAGCACGAGCGUGUGGGCAACGACGUAGCCACUAUCUUGUCCCGGCGCAUCGCCGUGGAAUACAGCGACUCCGAAGACGACUCCGAGUUCGACGAGGUCGACUGGAUGGAGUGAGAGGAAAAAGAAAAAAAAGGAGAUCAAAAUUUAGGAGGGAAUGAUUAAGAAAUUACAGUUUGAAGAAAAAAAAAAAGAAUCAAAUAAACGUGUCUUGUUUUGUCUCUGUCCCGCUUUCACGGUUCUCCAUGUGGUAUGUUUAAGGGACUCUUCGGAUUGUUUUUCAAGAGUGUUGUUUUUUUUUAUAUACAACUCAUGUUCUCGAGGUCUUCGCUCCGAUUCGACGGGAAAAAUCUUCGAUGUUGUAGCUCAUUUCAAGAGGGGACCACAAAGAUCGCAAAGAUCCACUGUUUAGUGUUGCGUGUAACGAUACAACGCAUCGUUUGCAUCUUAUUCAAUUCCAAGGCAAUGCUGCCAUCAUCUGGUUUAUUGUUAUUUUUUAUUUCUUCUUAUUAUUUUUUUUACACGUAUGAGAAAGACGUUUCACAUUUUAAAUAGGCCAGUAAUUGCCUACGUGAAAUGAUGGCAUGGACGGUAAAAAAAAAAAAAAAGAUUUUUUUGUUCAUCUAAUAAUUUUACAUAUCUUUGAGCAAUAUGUAGUGUCACAGUAUCAUUAAAAAAAAAAAAAAAAAAAGGAAAAUAUGUGUGUAAAAUGCUUGUUUUUCUGUAAAGAUAUGAACAAAAAUGCAAAACGGUGCUGACAGAUAAGGCAAAAUGUUAUGCUUUUUUCAGGGUUCUGGUUUUCCGAGGGCUCGACGUGGUGUGUUUAAAAAAAUCAAGGAAUCAGACCACUACAGUAUCAACUCACUGUCUCCUUAAAGGAAAGAUCUGGCCAUACAUUUCUCCUUCUCCUGCCUUACGGUUUUGUAUAGACGUGUUGUUAAGUUGAUGAAUGUACUGUGCUGUUACUACUUUUUGCCUGCAUUUCUAAACAUUAGCUGUUUCUAUGUUCCAGAUGGAAAAAUAAAAGAAGGAAGAAACAAAACAAAAAAAAUCCUGAUUUUAAGGUGUAACUUAUGUAACUGUUUAAUGUAACAGUUCGCUCGACUUAAUAAAAGCUAAUGUUCUGUUA